UCUGGACUGUCAAAAUUCGUAACCUCACUUCCCAUGAUUAUGAACUGCCUAGCUGCAAAAUGGUUUUCGGCAUAGGAAAUGCCAGUGGUUAAUUUGUAAUUGAUAGUGUGUGUCACAAAUCUAUUGAUACGGUCUAUAUUACAUGGUUUGAUGCAGAAGCACAAGGAAAAACCUAAUGUCAAAAGUAGCCCUGAACAGGGCCAUGCCUAUUUUCAGACAAAGAAAACGAAGAAAAAUAAACCUGCCACUCUGCGAAUGCUUCUUUGCUCAUCUCAGGCAAUCGUUUUCUUCUCAUUCUUCAUCUGACGCAGAAGACUACAGAGAUUCAGAUGCUCAUACUCCACAAAGCGAUAAUUAUAAUGAUGCACGAAAUGGCUUUACUAGUGAUGAAGAAGAGGAGGAUGAUAUUCCUCUCGCUAGAGGGAUAUUUGAAGGAGGCUCUGAAAUGGGUUCAUACAAGCAAGGGGAUGCCACUUAUCAUAUUCUUAUUGAAAGGCUCGUAUCUUCAGGUCAGUUUUCUGCAAUGAAAAAGGUCUUAAAUCGAAUGAGAAAAGAGGGUCGCGUUUUACAGGAAAAACUCUUUAUUUCCAUUAUCAAAUCUUAUGGAAAUGCUCACAUGCCCAACGAGGCCCUUUCCUUUUUCUAUGAGAUUCUUGAAAAAUAUGACUGCAAGCCCAGCGUUAGGUCUUUUAAUUCUGUGUUAAAUGUUCUUGUUCAAGAGAGGCUUUUUAAUGAGGCCCUUCAGUUUUACUCAGACAAGAAGGCAGCUGGAAUUAGACCUAAUGUUCUCACUUUUAAUAUUCUCUGCAAGGCUUUAUGCCAAUGUAAUCGUGUAGAUGGUGCUUAUCAAUUGUUUCAAGAAAUGCCCACUUGGCACUGUGAUCCUGAUGUGUUUACUUACACAACUCUUAUCAAUGGAUUUUGCAAACUGAAUAGGAUUGAGGAGGCUAUGUCACUGCUAGAUGAAAUGCAGGCCGAUGGGUGCUUUCCCAAUACUGUAACAUUUAAUGCUAUGAUUCACGGUCUCUGUAAAAGAGGUGACAUGAUUAGGGCCUUGAAGCUCAUGGACAAUAUGCUGCUCAAGGGCUGCACCCCAAAUGAGGUGACUUACAAUAGUCUCAUUGAUGGCUUCUGUAAGCAGGGGAAGUUGAAGAAAGCUUCUAAAGUCCUGCAUCAGAUGAUGGAAAAGAAGUGUAUUCCUAAUACGAUUACCUAUAGCACUCUGAUAAAUGGUCUUUGCAAGCUUGGCAAAUUGGAUGAUGCAGCAAAGAUAUUGUCGGGGAUGUUGGAAAGAGGUUGUCGUCCUAAUGUGUUUACGUACUCUACCCUGAUGAGUGGACUAUGCAAAGUGGGGAAGGUGCAGGAGGCAAUAAAGCUUUGGGAUGAAAUGAAAAACAGCAAUUGUGAAACCAAUGCGUUUGUUUACAGUGCUUUGAUUGAUGGUCUCUGUAAGGGAGGGGAUAUCAACAGAGCAAAAGAGCUUCUUUGGGAGAUGUCCGAAAAGGGGUUUAUCCCAAACGUUGUAACUUAUAGCUCCUUGAUUGAUGGCCUAUGCAAAGCAAGCAAUGUACAUGACGCAACUGUUGUCUGGAAUGAGAUGUUGGACAAGGGACAUGUACCAAAUGCAUUCAGUUACAGUAUAUUGAUUCAUGGUCUUUGUGAAGAUGGGAACAUAGAAGAGGCUACUAAAAUAUGGAAAAAUAUGAUGGACUCUGGUUGCAAUCCAGAUGUUGUGACCUACAGUGCUUUAAUUAAUGGGCUCUGCAAGGCUGGCCGAAUGGAUGAAGCUGUUACGCUGCUUGAUGAGAUGUUGUGCAAGGGUUGUCAACCGGAUGUUGUCACCUACAACACAUUAAUUGACGGCUUUUGCAAACAGAACAACAUAUACCGUGCCAUGGAUCUUGUAGAUGAGAUGUUGCACCUUGGUUGUGAUCCAAGCUUUCGGACUUGUGAUAUUCUUAUGAGUGGUUUACGUCAAUGCGGGAAGAUAGAUAAUGCUGGAGAUUUUUUUGAGGAAUUAGUAUUCCGUCUCGCUAAGAAAGGAAGAAUACACGGUGCUUCCACUGUUUUGGAAGCAUUGUUAAAGAAGGGCUUUGUUCCUGAUAUUUAUACUUGGACCAUUACAGUCAAAGGACUUUGUAACCUCAGAAAGGUGUAUCGGGCAAUUGAUGAUUGCUGUACAAAGGUUUAUGGCUGAUUUGAGGAGGUUCAGUUCAUUCAUAAAAAAAGAUAAUAGGAAAAUUCUUUCGGAGGUAAUGCAUUCGCCAUCAGUUGCAUGUAGAACCCGUUUCCAGCGAAUAGACAACCAUUUGAUCCACAUCUCCAUGGCAUAUAGACAAUCGAUGCGAGGCCUCUAAAAUAAAGGGUUAUCAUAAUUGUGCUAUUGAGAUUCAUGAACUGCAGACGUGGAGUUCCCUCAAGGAAUAGCAGGGAUAAUGUUCAGGACUAUGAUGCUUUGUUCUUUCUAGGAAAUACUCAACUUGGCUUAUGCAUGCUGCUUCUCAGAUUGUGGUGCAACAAACUGCCAAUUAUUGGUUUCAAAUCCAACCUGCAAUCAUACAUUUGAUUGAGACCUUUGGCUUGAUAGUUGAUAGAGAGGUUGAACAUGACUAUGAUAACUAGCCAAGCAAUCCACUUAAUUGGGAUUUCAAUGUUUCAUACAUUUCUGGGAUCCAGCAAUGCAGAAUCAAUGCUUCAUAUUGCAGUUGUGGACUUGCACAUUGUUUUUAGAUGCUGGUUUGCGGCUAAUAUUGUAAAACUAGCUUCAGAUCAUCAUCUGAGGAAGUAGUGGGAGAACUCUUUUGAUCUGCAACAUGAGCAAUACCAUGUAUCUAUGUCAAAUUGAGUUGGUAGGCGAUUAAAUAUAAUUUUCAUAUAGUGAUUUUGAUCAAGAAACCCUCUCAGUUUGUAAAGAAAUCUUUAUCUCAUGAAUACAAAUACUUUCAAUUGUUGAAAUUGCUGUUGCAAUGGAUGUGGGAAAUAUUUGAAUUGGACUUUCACCACCUUUUUGAGAGUUUCGUUCUAACUUGAAUGAACUUGCAGAGUGUGACAUCUUUCCUUAAUUCAUCAUGUUUUACGCUGGUGGUUGCUAUAUCACAGAAUGUUGUAAAUAAGUUUUGAGGUUUUGUUUUAUUGUUCAUAUUCACAGUUUAGUUGUAUAGUAUGAAGAGAGCAGACGUUUAUGAGGUGGAAAAAAGUAGAUUCUACAUUUAUUUAAGUUCAAGUAAUGCUUUCUUAUUCAAAAACUGUCUUCUUGCUUAUGGAUAUGCACGGGCAAAUUUCAUGCCUUUGUGCAUCCAUAUGCAGGGACUUGCAGAGCAAUUUGAAUUGCUAUGAAGAAAUGGAAACAAUUGGUGGAUUGUGGAAGAGAAUUUUCAUUUUUUUCUGUUUUAUGUAUAUAGGCCUGUGGCCUGGUUUUUAUAAGCAUUGGAAUUUUUUAGAGUUGGUUUUCAAUAGAAUUUGUUUAUAGUUUUUAUUUCUAGUCCAUAUCCGUAUAAAAAAUUUCUUUUUGUCUUUAAAAGAAAAGAGCUGUAAGCCUUUAUUAGCUACAUUGCUUAGGGUAAGCUUUAAUGUUAAAUUUGGUUUUCUUGUAUGUUCAAAGGCCCCCCUGUAAUUUUAUUUUUUGAAUUUCAACUAGCCGAGCCCCCUUGCGGCUGGGGUUAGCCAAGUUGGGUUUUGGUUGAUCUUAAGUGGGUACCUCCCACUAGAGCUGUUUAGAAACUGAAUUUGACAAUGUUUCUAAGGCAAAUCCCAAAUAACCGGUACUUAAGUCUUUUUUAGUUCAUCUUACUCUUGGGAUCAACAAUGAAGGUGAAUCGGUAAGCUGGUAUUGCAGUGAGCAGAUGAAUUGAAAUUUGAUCAUUUUAGGUGAUUCACUUUUAGCUGUCAAUAUAAUGUCAAAGUGCUUUAUGCAUGGUUGGAAGUUAAAAAAGUAUGCUUGUUCAAGUCGUAAACCUUUCUCAGUUUUUUUUUUAACACUGCUAUCAUGUAGUCAAUA
Cryptomeria japonica (Japanese cedar) is the source of this 3997-nucleotide messenger RNA. RefSeq names its product pentatricopeptide repeat-containing protein At4g20090. The record is from RefSeq and is a predicted model, not a curated record. Gene Ontology annotation, molecular function: protein binding. The transcript is spliced from 5 exons. NCBI's taxonomy places the organism in Eukaryota, Viridiplantae, Streptophyta, Pinopsida, Cupressales, Cupressaceae. Bases 176 to 2197 code for a protein of 673 amino acids.